Molecule: messenger RNA, 777 nt
Organism: Frankliniella occidentalis (western flower thrips)
Lineage: Eukaryota; Metazoa; Arthropoda; Insecta; Thysanoptera; Thripidae
Exons: 3
Source: RefSeq, a predicted model, not a curated record
GUUUUCAAGAGAUAAGUUUUCAAAUUGUUUCCAUUUGAUAGCUUAGAGGUUGGCUCAGCUGUUUGGCGCGUUCGUCGUUGGUGGUGAGAGUUAAAAGGUCAAGGCCAAAACAGGUCUCUUGCAUUCUUGCAUUCGCCAUUCGCAUCUUUGCUGCUGUCGCAUCGCAUCAUAGCAUCGUUUCGUCUAUCGUCUCGUCUCGGCUGAGUAACUCAACACACAUCAACUUCACUCGUUUUUUAUGACGUUGUCGCUGGUGAAUGCAUAUUGAUAAUGCCAGUUCAUCUUGUUGCCCAGGAGUUGGGCACAAGGGCCCGGACUUAUUUUUACCACAUUGAAGAAGAUGGCUGGCAGUACCAUCUCAGCUAUGAAAGGGAUGCAUCAUCUUACUUCAAAUGUGUCCGAAAGAGCAAAGGUUGCUUGGGCCGUGCUACCUAUGACAGGGCUGAGGGGUUCCUGCACUCAUCCCCUCAUGACCAUGAUGCUGAUAUCCAUUAUCCAGACGAAAUGGCAAUGAGACGAAAUGUUCUGUCUCGUUGUGAGAAUAUGGAAUAUAUCACAUACCAAAACAUCAUUUUGGAAGAAGGCAGAAAGUUCCCUCCUGAAGUGCGAGCCAGGGUUACAUUUGCACGAAUGCGCACACCCAUGCGGAAUGCGCGCAUGCAGCGGUUCCCUCCACCACCAGCCACUCUUGAGGACUUGACUGCAGUUCUUAUGAACCCGCAGUACAGUGUUCUUACUAUGACACAUGAUGGUCUUGACAACAUCUAUGCUGGAUCG